This is a messenger RNA of Ruditapes philippinarum (Manila clam), 1460 nucleotides long. RefSeq lists its product as uncharacterized. Gene Ontology annotation, biological process: DNA integration; DNA recombination. The transcript has a single exon. The coding region runs from base 13 to 549 and encodes 178 amino acids. NCBI's taxonomy places the organism in Eukaryota, Metazoa, Mollusca, Bivalvia, Venerida, Veneridae. The record is from RefSeq and is a predicted model, not a curated record. Gene Ontology annotation, molecular function: DNA binding.
GGUCCACAAUGUAUGGUGACUCAUUUCGAGACUUAUUUGAAUGUCCUUGGAAACGAUGGAGAUUUUUAUAGACGACCGCUGCCGUCAACGCAGAGUGGAACUAUUAGAUACGGGUACCAGCCGGUUGGUAUAAAUAUACUCAACAAAUUUAUGAAGGAAAUAGCUGAAAAGGGGUCAUUACAGGGAAGUUUUACCAACCAUAGUGGAAAACGCACGUGUGCAACAACUAUGUAUACUGCAGGAAUUGAUGAGCAGGAAAUUAUGGACAGAACUGGCCAUAGGUCAGUAACCGCAGUGCGGAAAUAUAAACAGUCAUCCGAUCAAGUUCGAAAAAUGGUAUCUAAUGUGCUUGAUCUUAAUAAGGAAGAUACUGAUCUCCAUGUAUCAAAAGUGCUUAAAUACGAGAAAAAUGAAAGUUCUUGUAAAACAACAUCAGAUAAGUCUGAAACCACUGUUUCAAAUAACAUUGAGAAAAGACGUGAUGCUCUGGCAGAUCUUACAAACCAAUCUGGCAAAGUUAAUUUCACGGGAUGCACGUUUAACUUUUGAGACAUCCCGCUAUAAUUACAAUUUAAGAAGUUAGAAAUAAAAAUUUAGAAAAUUGAGAUUUUAUUUAUUUGAUGUAUGUUAAUAAAGUUUAAUAAAGUUCAUAUCGUUUUUAUUUGCUUCUGUUUGGACCUCAAACGGGCAAUACCCGCACUCCAGUAAUCGCACUCUACUAUGCUGAAAAUGAAGCCACACCCCUUCACUUAACACACGUGCCCUACUUGGUAUAGGAUUUAACUCUGACACAUUUUCUACAGAAAGGUCCCCAAACUAUGAUACAAUGUUUGUUACCGAGUGCUGUAUUUCUACAUUAACCGCCAAGAACACAGCUGUUCAAAAAUAAAUAAUUAUGCCAUUUCAUGCCCGAAUGAGGUCAAAUUUAGAUAUUAUAUCACUUAAAUAAAAAUGAAUAUGUUGUUGGAAUAUAUGGACAAACUGAGUAUAAAUUAUGAAUUAAUAAGAAGUACCACAUAUCUUCAAUAACUAUUUUACGUGCUGCGCCUGUUGCGUGUUACCAUGGUUAUUCAAUGUCAAAGAAAACGCGUGUUCAUCAUAAUAAAUUAAAAAACUUAUGCAUAAAUUGUAGAAAACAUUUUACGAUCCAUAUACAUAUGAGAAUGUUCUAAAUUGGAUGAAAUAUGAAUAUGCAAGACUCUCAGUCCUAUUACUUUUUGAGCAACCCUCGUAUAAUGAGAAAAUAGCAGAUUACACAGCAAUGGUCGAAAAGAAUUCAAACUCAUUAUGGGAAAAUAACUGUUAUUAAAACAUUGGCUUUAUCAAAAAUCAAUCAUCUACUUAUUUCUCUUCCAAAUCCGCCCAACGAAGUAAUCAAAGAACUAGAAACUAUAUUUUUUGAAUUUUCUUUGGAAUAACUCAAGAGACAAGAUUAAACGAGAAGUAUAUUAUUAAACCGA